AACCUAUCCAUUCCUCCCCCACCCCACGACCUCUCCUCUCCUCUCCCUCCCAGCCGCCGUCAGAUCCGCCAUGCCCACAGCACUCUCUGCUCCACCCAAACCCUACCCACAGCCGCCGCCAUGCUCCGUCACCGGCGACCUCGCCGCCGCCACCCCUCUCCCCUUGCCCUAUCUCCAUACCGCACGCGAGGGAGGGAGGGAGGCCCCAAAUCGAAGCGAGCAGCAGCUUCCGGUUCCAGAUCGAGAGGGGCCCCAAAUCCUCACCUUCCUCUGCCCCUUGGCUCCUCUGUGUCGCCCUACCCCUCGGCUCCCGCGACGCCGAGCCGGACGGGAGGAGCCACCGCCCCACAGCACGCGCGCGCCGGUAGGGCGAGGGGAUCGAUGGCGAAGCUGUAUGUGCAGGCGGUGCCCCCGCCGGAUCUGAACAAGAACACCGAGUGGUUCAUGUACCUGGGGGUCUGGACCACCUACAUCUUCAUCCUCUUCGUCUCCUGGCUCCUCAUCCUCUCCAUCUUCGGCUGCACCCCCGGCAUGGCCUGGACGCUCGUCAACCUCGGCCACUUCGCGAUUACAUACCACUUCUUCCACUGGAAGAAGGGAACUCCAUCUGCAAGAGAAUCCGUGAAGAAGAGCAACGACCAGAUCCUCGCCUUCAACAAGGUGUGAGGAGGAGCCUGUGGCUGAGACUGCAUCAGCACAGAUGCUGCAACCCAUCACAGCGAGUUCCUCGGCCUCUGUUACGGCCGAUGCAGCAGUAACUCAGGACACCAUUCAUGCCACGCUGCCACUUCUACAUUUUCUUUCUCUGUUCUAGUUACUUAUGUGAUUUAUUCCUGGUACUUGUUGCUGUUGUAUUCUGAUUACUUGUUGUGACCGGUAUUGAGAGAUUUUGGUGGUUGCUUUGAGUACAUUUAA
Aegilops tauschii subsp. strangulata is the source of this 915-nucleotide messenger RNA. RefSeq lists its product as uncharacterized. The record is from RefSeq and is a predicted model, not a curated record. Gene Ontology annotation, cellular component: endoplasmic reticulum membrane. NCBI's taxonomy places the organism in Eukaryota, Viridiplantae, Streptophyta, Magnoliopsida, Poales, Poaceae.